GGUCAUCGAAUCCUCGUAGUAUUCGAUUCUAGCAAUCGCUGUUGGCGUUUCAAGAGAGAGAGCAAUAGCGGGCGGAGUUAUCGGCGAUCGUAGUUAAUGGUGCAUAUGUGCAUGCAGCUGCCAAUUAAUGUGAGUGCUUAAUCCGCGUUUGGAGCUCCGGAAAUCGGGGUUGAAUGAAAAUACAAGCCGAUGAAAGUGAUCGCCUCCGAAGUUAACGAGCAACCAGCGAAAACAUCGAUUAUUAGUUAGUUCCAGUCAAGUUGUGGGAUCCACUCUAAAUUAUAAAGGAUAUUAUGUGAAAUAAGAGCAGUAUAUGUUUACUAUGAAGAUUAAAAAAUAUGUAACUCCUGUAAAAAGAAAAGCUUUCACCAUAUUCCAAUGGAUUUCACUGCUGUGUAGUCUAUGGUUGAUCCCCACUGUACAAAGCAAGGCCGAUGAGAAGCACACAGCGACCCUCGAGUAUAGACUAGAAAACCAACUGCAAGAUCUGUAUAGGUUUAGCCAUAGUGUAUAUAAUGUUACCAUACCAGAAAAUAGUCUGGGCAAGACUUACGCUAAGGGAGUAUUGCAUGAAAGACUGGCCGGCCUGAGAGUUGGCUUGAACGCAGAAGUUAAGUAUAGGAUAAUUAGUGGCGAUAAGGAAAAGCUGUUUAAGGCCGAGGAGAAACUGGUCGGGGAUUUUGCCUUCUUAGCAAUUCGAACGCGGACAAAUAACGUUGUGCUAAACAGAGAAAAAACUGAGGAAUACGUAAUAAGAGUGAAAGCACAUGUACAUUUGCACGACAGAAAUAUAUCAAGCUAUGAAACGGAGGCAAAUAUCCACAUCAAAGUACUGGAUCGCAAUGACCUGAGUCCGCUGUUUUACCCAACCCAGUACACCGUAGUUAUUCCGGAAGACACACCCAAAUAUCAAAGUAUUUUAAAGGUCACAGCAGACGAUGCUGACCUCGGCAUCAAUGGGGAAAUCUACUACAGCCUCCUGAUAGAUAGUGAAUACUUCGCUAUCCAUCCAACCACUGGCGAAAUCACUCUCCUGCAGCAACUUCAAUAUGCGGAGAACUCGCACUUCGAGCUCACGGUGGUGGCCUACGAUCGGGGAUCUUGGGUGAAUCAACAGAACCAUCAGGCCAGCAAGGCAAAGGUCAGUAUUUCGGUGAAACAGGUUAACUUCUACGCUCCAGAGAUUUUUACGAAAACCUUCUCGAGCGUGACACCAACAUCAAAUCCUUUGAUUUAUGGAAUUGUUCGAGUAAACGACAAGGACACUGGGAUAAAUGGCAACAUAGGGCGAUUGGAAAUCGUUGAUGGAAAUCCGGAUGGCACGUUUCUUCUGAAGGCUGCGGAGACCAAAGACGAGUAUUACAUCGAAUUAAAUCAGUUUGCGCACUUAAGCCAGCAACAUUUCAUUUACAACUUAACCCUGCGGGCUGAGGACCUAGGAACUCCCCGUAGAUUCGCCUAUAAAUCCGUUCCGAUUCAAAUCAAGCCCGAAAGCAAAAAUAUACCCAUAUUCACGCAGGAGAUUUACGAAGUAUCGAUUCCAGAAACGGCCCCCAUUAACAUGCCGGUGAUAAGGCUAAAAGUGAGCGAUCCCGACUUGGGUAAAAAUGCAUUGGUCUACUUGGAAAUCGUGGGUGGAAAUGAGGGCGACGAGUUCCGAAUCAAUCCCGAUUCCGGAAUGUUGUACACAGCGAAGCAGCUGGAUGCCGAAAAGAAGUCAAGUUACACCUUAACCGUGUCCGCUAUUGAUCAGGCAAAUGUUGGGUCUAGAAAACAAUCCUCAGCAAAGGUGAAAAUCAGCGUACAGGAUAUGAACGACAAUGAUCCCAUUUUUGAGAAUGUCAAUAAGGUGAUUAGUAUCAAUGAAAACAACUUGGCUGGCUCGUUUGUUGUAAAACUAACUGCCAAAGACAGAGAUUCUGGUGAAAAUUCAUACAUAUCGUAUAGUAUUGCCAAUCUAAAUGCGGUUCCAUUUGAAAUCGAUCAUUUCAGCGGUAUAGUUAAGACCACAUCUCUUCUUGACUUUGAAACAAUGAAGCGAAACUAUGAGCUGAUAAUCCGUGCAUCAGAUUGGGGAUUGCCGUACAGAAGGCAGACGGAAAUCAAACUGUCUAUCGUCGUCAAGGAUAUAAACGAUAAUCGACCGCAGUUUGAACGAGUGAACUGCUAUGGCAAAGUGACCAAAUCGGCCCCGAUGGGCACCGAAGUUUUCGUUACCUCAGCCAUUGACUACGAUGCUGGCGAUAUUAUAUCCUAUCGGUUGAGCGAUGGCAACGAGGAUGGCUGCUUUAACUUGGACCCCACAUCAGGCUCUCUGUCUGUUUCCUGCGAUCUGAAGAAAACAUCCUUAACAAAUCGUAUUCUCAAAGUUUCCGCCACGGAUGGCACCCACUUUUCCGAUGACUUGAUCAUCAAUGUACAUCUAAUGCCAGAAGAUUUGGGUGGAGAUUCCAGUAUUCUACAUGGCUAUGGGUCCUUUGAGUGUCGUGAAACUGGAGUGGCCAGAAGAUUAGCGGAAACAUUGUCUUUGUCCGAAAAAAACAAUGUAAAAAGUGUGUCGCCAUCCGUAUUCAGUGACUUAUCUCUAACACCCAGUCGAUACGGCCAAAAUGUGCAUAGACCAGAGUUUGUGAACUUCCCUCAGGAGUUGUCCAUCAACGAAAGUGUCCAAUUGGGUGAAACUGUUGCUUGGAUAGAGGCCAAAGAUCGCGAUUUGGGCUACAAUGGAAAGUUGGUAUUUGCAAUUUUAGACGGUGAUUACGAUUCGGUUUUUCGCAUUGAUCCAGACCGCGGUGAACUGCAGAUCAUUGGAUAUUUGGAUAGAGAGCGUCAAAAUGAAUAUGUCCUCAACAUUACCGUCUACGAUCUGGGUAAUCCGACCAAAUCGACAUCAAAAAUGUUGCCAAUAACGAUCCUCGACGUGAACGAUAAUCGUCCGGUUAUUCAAAAGACAUUGGCUACCUUCCGGCUGACUGAAAGUGCCAGGAUAGGAACUGUGGUACACUGCCUUCAUGCCACGGAUGCGGAUUCCGGAAUCAAUGCUCAGGUGACAUAUGCCCUAUCGGUUGAGUGCAGCGAUUUUACGGUCAAUGCUACUACGGGAUGCAUUCGUUUAAACAAACAACUGGAUCGCGAGAAACAGGAUAAUUACGCUCUUCACAUAACUGCCAAGGAUGGUGGCAAUCCCGUGCUCUCUUCGGAGGCUCUAGUAUACGUCCUGGUCGACGAUGUCAAUGACAACGCUCCGGUUUUCGGAGUGCAAGAGUACAUAUUUAAGGUGCGCGAAGAUCUGCCCCGCGGAACAGUGUUGGCCGUAAUCGAAGCGGUGGACGAAGACAUUGGACCAAAUGCUGAGAUUCAAUUCUCUCUCAAAGAGGAGACCCAGGAUAAGGAACUAUUUAGAAUCGAUAAGCACACUGGUGCAAUAAGGACUCAAGGAUAUCUGGACUAUGAGAACAAACAAGUGCACAACCUUAUUGUCAGUGCCAUCGAUGGCGGAGAUCCCUCUUUAACUUCGGACAUGUCCAUUGUAAUAAUGAUCAUUGACGUCAACGAGAACCGAUUUGCUCCCGAAUUCGACGACUUUGUGUACGAAGGAAAGAUAAAGGAGAACAAGCCGAAGGGAACGUUUGUAAUGAAUGUCUCUGCACGGGAUAUGGACACGGUGGACCUGAAUUCAAAAAUCACGUACUCCAUCACAGGUGGCGAUGGGCUUGGAAUUUUUGCGGUCAACGACCAAGGUUCAAUAACUUCCUUAUCCCAACUCGAUGCGGAGACGAAAAACUUUUACUGGUUGACGCUCUGUGCACAGGAUUGCGCAAUAGUUCCCCUCAGCAAUUGUGUGGAGGUUUACAUACAACUCGAAAACGAAAACGAUAACAUUCCUCUUACGGACAAACCAGUGUACUACGUUAAUGUUACGGAAGCAAGUUUGGAAAAUGUGGAGAUCAUUACCCUAAAGGCAUUCGAUCCUGAUAUAGAUCCCAAUCAGACACUUACAUAUAAUAUAGUUUCUGGAAAUCUGGUCGGGUACUUUGAAAUUGAUUCGAAAACAGGAGUGAUUAAAACGACAGAACGCAAAUUGGAUAGAGAAAAUCAAGCGGAACAUAUUUUGGAGGUGGCAAUAUCUGAUAACGGAUCUCCAGUACUAUCCUCUACAUCGCGAAUUGUUGUGUCAGUACUCGAUAUUAACGAUAAUAGCCCAGAGUUUGACCAAAGGGUUUACAAGGUGCAAGUUCCGUCCUCAGCCACUGUCAAUCAAUCUAUUUUUCAGGUCCAUGCUAUCGACAGCGACAGUGGGGAAAAUGGUCGAAUUACCUACUCAAUUAAGUCCGGAAAGGGUAAAAACAAAUUUCGCAUCGAUAGCCAAAGGGGCCACAUACAUAUAGCAAAACCAUUGGACUCCGAUAAUGAGUUUGAAAUUCACAUCAAGGCUGAGGACAGCGGAAUUCCUAAGAAGAGUCAAACUGCUAGAGUUAAUAUUGUUGUAGUUCCUGUUAAUCCUGAUUCCCAAAAUGCACCGUUGAUAGUCAGAAAGACAUCAGAAAAUGUCGUGGAUCUAACAGAGAAUGACAAGCCAGGAUUUUUGGUCACUCAAAUUUUGGCUGUCGAUGAUGACAACGACCAGCUGUGGUACAACAUUUCCAAUGGCAAUGAAGACAAUACCUUUUACAUUGGCCAAGAUAACGGAAACAUUUUACUCUCAAAAUAUUUGGACUACGAGACCAAACAGUUCUAUAAUCUGACUAUUAGCGUAACUGAUGGCACAUUCACAACGCUUACUAAUCUUUUGGUUCAAGUGAUCGAUAUUAAUGACAACCCUCCUCAGUUCGCUAAAGAUGUGUAUCAUGUCAAUAUAUCAGAAAAUAUUGAGGAGGAAUCAGUUAUCAUGCAACUUCACGCCACUGACAGAGAUGAGGACAAAAAGCUAUUCUAUCAUCUACACGCAACUCAGGAUCCGUCGUCCCUGGCAUUGUUUCGAAUCGAUUCCAUAAGUGGAAAUGUUAUUGUCACUCAGAGAUUGGAUUUUGAAAAGACUGCACAGCACAUACUCAUCGUUUUUGUUAAAGAUCAGGGAGCGCCUGGGAAAAGAAACUAUGCCAAGAUCAUUGUAAACGUGCAUGACCACAAUGACCAUCAUCCGGAAUUUACUGCUAAAAUAAUUCAAAGUAAGGUUCCCGAAAGCGCAGCCAUUGGCUCUAAGUUAGCUGAAGUGAGGGCCAUAGAUCGAGAUAGUGGUCACAAUGCCGAGAUCCAGUACUCAAUUAUCACGGGUAACGUGGGUAGUGUGUUUGAGAUAGACCCGACUUUUGGUGUAAUCACAUUGGCUGGCAACUUAAACAUUAAUAAGAUUCAAGAGUACAUGCUUCAAGUGAAGGCCGUAGAUCUGGGUAACCCACCUUUGUCAUCGCAGAUACCUGUGCACAUCAUUGUCACCAUGUCCGAGAACGAUCCUCCGAAGUUCUCAACCAACACCAUUGCAAUAGAAAUAUUCGAAAACCUACCCAUCGGAACAUUUGUUACUCAAGUCACCGCUCGGUCUUCGUCAUCCAUAUUCUUCAAUAUUAUUUCCGGCAACAUCCACGAAAGCUUCCGCAUUAACCCCUCCACUGGAGUUAUUGUUAUCAAUGGAAAUAUCGACUAUGAAUCCAUCAAGGUAUUCAACCUUACGGUUAAAGGAACCAAUAUGGCAGCCGAGUCAUCCUGCCAAAAUAUAAUUAUACAUAUCCUAGAUGCUAACGAUAAUAUUCCGUAUUUCGUUCAAAAUGAAUAUGUUGGAGCAUUAUCUGAAUCGGCCUCAAUUGGAUCUUACGUACUGAAAGUAUACGACUCAUCAAAAGAUCAUUUAACAUUACAAGUCAAGGAUGCGGAUGUCGGGGUAAACGGAAUGGUUGAAUACCACAUAAUUGACGAUCUGGCAAAACAGUUUUUUAAGAUAGAUUCGACAACUGGCGCUAUUGAGCUGUUACGACAAUUGGACUAUGAAACCAACGCUGGUUAUACUUUUGACGUUACGGUUAGUGAUAUGGGAAAGCCCAAACUACAUUCCACUACAACAGCCCAUGUGACGAUUCGUGUCAUAAAUGUUAACGAUUGUCCUCCAGUAUUUAAUGAGCGUGAGCUCAAUGUAACUUUGUUCCUUCCAACUUUUGAGAAUGUGUUUGUUAGACAAGUUAGCGCAAAGGAUGCUGAUAACGAUACUUUAAGGUUUGACAUUGUGGAUGGAAACACCAAUGAAUGUUUCCAGAUCGAAAAAUACACCGGAAUAAUUACAACCAGAAAUUUCGAAAUACUAAACGAAAAUGAUCGGGACUAUACAUUGCACGUCCGUGCCUCCGACGGAAUAUUUUCUGCAAUUUUAAUAGUUAAAAUAAUGGUUUUAUCAGCCAUCGACUUAAAUUUUGCAUUCCAACGCGAAUCAUACCGAUUUUCUGCAUUUGAAAAUAACACAAAGAUAGCCACCAUUGGAUUGGUGAAUGUGGUUGGAAACUCUCUGAACGAAAACGUUGAGUACCGCAUUCUGAACCCAACGCAAUUGUUUGAUAUUGGAAUCAGUUCGGGAGCCCUAAAAACCACUGGAGUUAUUUUCGAUCGCGAAGUAAAGGAUUUGUACAGACUCUUCGUGGAGGCAAAGUCCGUGUUGUACGACGGCAUGAAUUCGAAUGUUCGCAGAGCAGUAACCUCCAUAUAUAUAUCCGUCUUGGAUGUGAACGAUAACUGUCCCUUGUUUGUCAAUAUGCCCUAUUAUGCCACGGUUUCAAUUGACGAUCCAAAAGGAACGAUUAUAAUGCAGGUUAAGGCCGUUGACUUGGAUAGUGCAGAAAAUGGCGAGGUUCGGUACGAACUUAAGAAAGGAAAUGGGGAGUUGUUCAAACUGGACCGCAAAACUGGAGAGUUAUCCAUAAAGCAGCACGUCGAAGGUCAUAACCGAAAUUAUGAAUUGACAGUUGCUGCCUAUGAUGGCGCCAUAACACCUUGCUCGUCUGAAGCUCCCUUGCAGGUUAAGGUUAUAGAUCGUUCGAUGCCCGUUUUUGAAAAACAGUUUUAUACUGUUAGCGUCAAGGAAGACGUGGAAAUGUACUCAGCCCUUUCCGUAUCCAUUGAAGCUGAAAGUCCCUUGGGAAGGAGUUUAAUUUACACAAUAUCUUCCGAUAGUCAAUCGUUUGAAAUUGAUUACAACACAGGUAAAUUCAUCCAGCUAUCUUUAUUAUUUGAAAAUUUUCUAAGCUUUUAUUCAAAUUCAGGCUCAAUUUUUGUCGUCAAUGAAUUGGAUUACGAGAAAAUAAGUUCACACGAUGUUUCUAUUCGAGCGACAGAUAGUCUUUCUGGUGUUUAUGCUGAAGUCGUUUUAUCUGUUUCCAUUAUGGAUGUCAAUGACUGCUAUCCAGAAAUCGAGAGUGAUAUAUACAACAUAACCAUUCCGGAAAAUUCUUCGUUUGGAACACAAAUUUUAAAGAUUAAUGCAACUGAUAAAGACUCCGGAGCAAAUGCAAAACUUUCCUAUUAUAUUGAGUCCAUCAAUGGGCAAAACAAUUCAGAACUGUUUUACAUUGACGUCACAGACGGAAAUCUGUAUUUAAAGACUCCAUUGGACUAUGAACAAGUCAAAUAUCAUCAUGUUGUAGUUAACGUAAAGGACCAUGGAUCGCCAUCAUUAAGUUCCCGAUCAAAUGUAUUUAUAACAGUAAAAGAUUUGAACGAUAAUGCUCCAUGUUUUGUAGAGCCGUCGUACUUCACCAAACUGUCUGUCGCAGCUGUUCGUGGACAAUUUGUUGCCCUACCUAAAGCAUACGAUAAGGAUAUUUCUGAUACUGACUCUCUAGAGUAUAAAAUUGUUUAUGGAAACGAAUUGCAAACCUAUAGUAUUGAUCAACUAACAGGAGUUAUAUCCCUUCAAAACAUGUUAAAUUUCACCGAUAAAAGUAGCACAGUCUUGAAUAUUUCCGUUUCCGAUGGAGUUCAUACGACAUAUGCCCGGCUCAAAAUAUCCUUACUGCCAGAAAACGUAUACAGUCCACAAUUUGAUCAAAAUACUUAUGAGGUUCAAGUUCCUGAAAACUUGUUGCACGGUCAUAAUAUAAUCACGGUAAAAGCGUCCGAUGGGGAUUUUGGCACCUACGCGAGUCUGUACUACGAAAUAGUUUCCGAGGAAAUGAAAAAAAUCUUUCUCAUCGACCAAUCGACGGGUGUAAUAACCUCUAAAGUAACUUUCGACCGUGAAAAAAAAGAUGAGUACGUGGUGCAACUGAAGGUAUCCGACGGUGGAGGUAAAUUCGGAUUUGCCUCUCUCAAGGUUAUUGUAGUGGACGUGAACGACAACGUUCCUUACUUCCUAUUGAAGGAAUACAAAAUGGUUGUAAGCAUAACAACGGAAGCGAACCGAACUAUCUUGACGGUCAAAGCCAAAGACGACGAUAUUAAUGAUAAUGGAUCGGUAUAUUACCAAAUUGUUGAAAAGACUAUCGAUGAGGCAGUAAAGGAUGUGAUUGAAAUUAACGAGAAAACUGGAGAUAUUGCUUUUAAAAUGAAUGCUGAAUCUUACGGAGUGAACUCUUAUCAGUUUUUCGUUCGUGCUACCGAUCGAGGCGAAACUCAAUUUCAUUCGGAAGUUCCAGUGUCAAUCGAAAUAAUCGAAACAGAUGCUCAUAUUCCCACUUUUGAGAAAUCUUCUGUUCUACUCAAGAUCAUAGAGUCCACGCCACCAGGAACCGUGCUAACAAAGCUACAUAUGAUUGGAAACUAUACGUUCAAAUUCUCAAUAGCUGCAGAUCAGAAUCAUUUCAUGAUAUCCGAUAGUGGUGAACUGAUUCUUCAGCAAACAUUGGACAGGGAGCAACAAGAGUCUCACACUUUAAUUGUAAUGGCGGAAACUUCCACGGUUCCAGUAUUUUUCGCCUACGCUGAUGUUUUAAUUGAUGUUAGAGACGAAAAUGAUAACUACCCCAAGUUUGACAACACAUUUUACAGUGCCAGUGUUGCGGAAAACAGUGAAAAGGUCAUAUCCUUGGUCAAAGUAUCCGCAACAGAUGCGGACACCGGGCCUAAUGGCGACAUUCGGUACUACUUGGAAAGUGAUACUGAAAACAUCCAAAAUAUUUUCGACAUUGACAUUUACUCUGGCUGGAUCACCUUGCUAACCUCUUUGGAUAGAGAAGUUCAAUCCGAGUAUAAUUUUAAAGUAAUUGCUGCCGAUAAUGGCCACCCAAAGCAUGAUGCAAAAGUACCUGUAACUAUAAAAAUUGUAGACUAUAAUGAUAACGCACCAGUAUUUAAAUUACCUAUCGAAAGGCUUUCUGUUUUCGAAAAUGCACUGCCUGGCACAGUUUUAAUCAACUUACUCCUAAUUGAUCCCGAUAUCGAAAAACAGGAAAUGGACUUCUUUAUCGUUUCUGGGGACAAGCAAGCCCAGUUCCAGAUUGGUAAGAGCGGAGAGUUAUUUAUUGCCAAACCAUUAGAUCGCGAACAAAUCAUGUUCUACAACUUAAGCAUAAUAGCAACUGAUGGAAAAUUCACUGCCAAAGCCAAUGUGGAAAUAGAUGUAAAAGACAUAAACGACAAUACGCCUUACUGCCUAAAACCCCGCUAUCAUAUCUCCAUUAAUGAAUCAAUCCCGAUUGGAACUACACUCGUUGAAGUCAAGGCGGUUGAUUUUGAUAUUCAAAGCAAACUUCGCUUCUAUCUUUCGGGCAAAGGUGCGGACGACUUUACUAUUGGGAAGGAAAGUGGCAUCCUGAAGGUGGCAAGCGCACUGGAUCGGGAGACGACCCCCAAGUACAAAUUGGUAGCACAUGUUCAGGAUGGCAAGGACUUCACGCAAGAGUGCUUCUCGGAAAUAAUCAUCACGGUCAAUGACAUAAAUGACAAUACGCCCAUUUUCUCCAUGGCUCAAUAUAGAGUGAGUGCACCCGAGGAUGCACAACUGAACACUUUGAUCACGAAAGUGCACGCGAUGGAUAAGGAUUUUGGCGUAAAUAGACAAAUCAAAUACUCCCUAAUGGGCGAAAACCAUGAUUAUUUCAAAAUAUCAAAAUCCACUGGUAUCAUAAGGUUGGACAAAAGUCUCGACCGUGAAACAAUUUCGUUGUUUAAUCUCACCGUAAAGGCGGAGGACUGUGGCGUUCCGAAAUUACAUUCCAUUGCAACAGUUGCUGUGAACAUAUUGGACAUUAAUGACAAUCCACCCGAGUUCAGUAUGCGACAGUACUCCUGCGAAAUUCUAGAAAACGCCACACAUGGCACAGAAGUGUGCAAAGUUUAUGCCACUUCCAUAGAUAUUGGGGUAAAUGCGGAUAUUCACUACUUCAUAAUGAGUGGCAAUGAACAGGGAAAGUUCAAAAUGGACUCCACGACAGGCGACUUGGUGCUUAAUGCAACCUUAGAUUAUGAAAUGUCCAAGUUUUACUUCUUGACCAUUCAAGCUAUCGAUGGAGGCACUCCACCACUUAGCAACAAUGCCUAUGUGAACAUCUCUAUUUUGGACAUUAAUGACAACAGCCCCAAGUUUCUGCAAAACCUGUACCGCGUCAAUGUCAAUGAAGAUAUAUUCGUCGGCUCAAAGAUUUUGGACAUCAAAGCCACAGACGAAGAUUCUGAUAUAAACGGUCUUGUAACUUACAACAUUGAAAAGGGCGACAACAUAGGCCAGUUUUCAAUAGACCCGAAAAACGGAACAAUAAGUGUAUCAAGGCCAUUAGAUCGUGAGACUAUUCCACACUACACUUUGGAAAUUCAAGCCUGUGAUCAGGGAAAUCCUCAAAGAUGCAACAGUGUGCCAAUAAAUAUAAACAUUUUGGACACGAACGAUAAUGCACCCAUCUUUUCCAGCGCCAACUACAGUGUUGUACUUCAGGAAAACCGACCUCUGGGCUAUGUAUUCCUAACUUUCAAAAUAACCGACGCAGACGAGUCACCUAAUACCACUCCAUAUACCUUCGAUAUUAGGUCUGGAAAUGAGGGUGGUCUUUUCCGGCUGGAGCAAGAUGGUUCGUUGAGCACGGCCUCGCGAUUCAAUCACAACCUGCAGGAUGAGUUCGUUAUUCAGGUUCGAGUUUUUGACAACGGCACACCUCCAUUAUAUUCCGAUGCGUGGGUGGCUGUGAAAAUAAUUGAAGAAAGUCAAUACCCGCCCAUUGUCACUCCACUUGAAGUAACAAUAAACUCAUUCGAAGACGAUUUUUCGGGCGCAUUCAUUGGCAAAGUUCAUGCCUCGGAUCAGGACAAGUAUGAUGAAUUGAACUUCGGUUUGGUGUCUGGUCCUGAAGACAUGUAUCAGAGCUCGAAGCUUUUCAACAUUUCCAACAAUACGGGAAAGAUCUAUGCCAUAUCCAACCUAGAUAUUGGUCUCUAUAAGCUUAAUGUGUCAGUUUCGGAUGGUAAAUUCCAUGUCUUCUCGCCUGUCAAGAUCAAUGUGGAACUGGUAACCAAUGACAUGCUAAAAGAGUCAGUUGUUAUCCGGUUCAGUAGCAUUUCAGCAUCUGAGUUUCUCCUUAGCCACAGGAAAACGUUUAUGCGCUCUAUUCGCAAUAUCAUGCGAUGUCGCCAAAAGGAUGUAAUUCUUAUCACCCUUCAAUCGGAGCGAAUACGUACUGGGGGUAAUAGACGAGCCAGGUCCAUCGGUUCCGACUUGAACGUAGUGUUUGCAGUGCGGAAGCAGCAAAUAAUACCCGAUUCCGAUGAAUUCUUCACAAGUGAUGAGAUACGGCAGACACUGGUAGACAAAAAGAACGAAAUUGAAAACGAAACCAACCUGGUGGUGGAUGAUAUACUACCAUCAACCUGCCAAAGCAACAAAAAUGACUGCGUUCACGGGGAAUGCAAACAGGUUUUACAGAUUCUGAAGAACAACGUUACCACUACCUUCACGGAUGUGAUUAGCUUUGCUGCUCCAUCGUACAUUCAGGUGAAUACGUGUGUUUGCCGACCAGGAUUCGAUGGAAAGCACUGCAAAGAGACUGUGAAUGCCUGCUCCACGGAUCCGUGUUCCCCGCAGAGGAUCUGCAUGCCAUCUGGGUCGGCAUUGGGUUACCAAUGUGUCUGUCCCAAGGGAUUUUCAGGAACCUACUGUGAGAGGAAGUCUUCGAAGUGCAGCAAUGAAUCCUGUGACAUGGGUCUAUUCACUGCGGUGUCCUUUGGCGGAAAGAGCUAUGCACACUACAAGAUCAACAAGGUAAAGGCGAAGUUUACGCUGGAGAAUGAGUUUUCCUACUCCCUGCAGAUAAGAACUGUGCAGCAAACGGGCACUCUACUGUAUGCCAGCGGCAAGGUGGACUACAACAUCCUGGAGAUCAUAAACGGAGCUGUUCAGUACAGAUUCGAUUUGGGUUCGGGCGAGGGAGUCAUCAGUGUCUCCAGCAUUAACAUCUCCGACGGGGAGUGGCAUCAAAUCAGUCUCGAGCGGUCCCUUAAUAGUGCCAAAGUUAUGGUGGACAAUAAGCACGUUUCGCAUGGCAGUGCUCCUGGUGUGAAUGGCAUCCUGAACAUUCAGUCCAACGAUAUCUUUGUGGGCGCCGAAGUGCGUCCACAUCCAUCGAUAAUUGGUUACGAGGAUAUUCAGCGCGGCUUCAUCGGCUGCAUGGCAAACAUCAAAAUAGCCAAGGAGUCGUUGCCAUUAUACAUUUCCGGCGGAAGUACCAUUGCUGCAUUGAAGCGUUUUACGAAUGUCGAGUUCAAGUGCGAUCCAUCCAAUGUGCUGGUGCGUCUGGGUAUUUGCGGAUCUCAGCCGUGUGCCAAUAGUGGAAUCUGCAAGGAACUCGAUACGGACGUGUUUGAAUGUGCCUGUCAGCCCCGAUAUUCCGGCAAGCAUUGCGAGAUUGAUCUUGACCCCUGCUCAUCGGGACCCUGCUUGUUUGGCGGAAGGUGCGACUACCACGGACCCAACAACUACAGCUGCACGUGUCCCAUCCACCUAUCCGGAAAGAGGUGUGAGUACGGCAAGUUUUGCACUCCGAACCCGUGCAAAAACGGUGGAAUUUGCGAGGAAGGCGAUGGAAUAUCGCACUGCAUGUGCCGGGGAUACACCGGACCCACUUGUGAGAUCGAUGUGGAUGAGUGUGAGAACCAGCCGUGCGGCAAUGGAGCCACCUGCAUCAAUGAACCUGGAAGUUUCCGAUGCAUUUGUCCUUCCUAUCUUACAGGAGCCAGUUGCGGGGAUCCCCUGUAUUCGAACUCUAUUUCUACAAAGUUAAAGAACUUUUCUAUAGAGCACAUAAGCGGGAUCAUUGCCGGCGUGGCCGUGGUACUGGUCAUCAUCAUCUGUGUCCUCUGUUGCGUGGUCGUUCGGAGGAGUUCCUCUUCAAAGCGAAGGAACCGACUAGAAAAGGACAAGAACAAGCCGUCGUACAAGGAGGCGAAUUUGAACUCACUGGUGGACAAGGACAAUUACUGCAAACCAAACGUUAAGUUGAGUAAUUUGGAGGUUAACCAGCGGCCCAUUAGUUAUACAGCUGCUCCAAAUGACAACCUAUUCCUGAGCAAUAGGAAUUUUGUAAAUAACUUGGACAUCUUGCGUAGUUACGGUUCGGCUGGCGAUGAACUGGAAAAUGUGCCAUUCGAGUACCAGAAGGUUAAUCGAAACAAACAGCAUGUGAACAUAAACUCCUGCCAUUCCACCGAUGCAGAUAAUGCCUACAAACAAGAAUGGUGCGAGCAAAUGCAUUUAAGAACCUUCAGUGAAAAUAAACUGAACAAUGAACUUAAACGAGAUUUCGGACCAUCUGUGAGUCGCUUCUCAACUGGGAAACUAAUCCAAGUUGAAAUGCCCAACGUGUGCCACUCUUCCAGUGCGAAUUUCGUUGAUUAUUCAGCUCUUGCCAAUGGUCAAUAUCAUUGGGACUGUUCCGACUGGGUUCGCAAAAGCCAUAAUCCCUUGCCAGAUAUAACCGAAGUUCCUGGAGCAGAAAUUGCUGACUCGUCGAGCUUACACAGCAACGAUAGCAACGAGUCCAAGUCGAAGAAAGCCUUUUUCGUGCACAGGGAAGACGGAGAUGUUGAUCCGACGAGGGAUAUAACCGCGUUGAAUGAGGAUAUCGGAUCGGAGUAUUUGGAUUCGGAGGCAGAGAGCUGCUUGGAGCCGUUUAUGUUGCCGAGAUCAAGUAAUCAGCCACUUUCAAGACUGAGUUCUUUUAAUAAUAUCGAGAAUGAAGACUAUAAAUCAAAUACAGUGCCUUUACCGUCGAAAGUUAGUCAUUCGUGCAAAGUAUAUUUAAGACAUCCUGAUUCGUAUUUACCGACGAUGCAUUUUCCAAGUGAGACGGAUGGAGAAAGCUCUAUGACCGAGGGGCCGAUUUCUAGGAAGGAAAUGAAAACCAGAAGGACGAUAAGUGAAAACUCAGAGGAGGCAUACCUAUUUCCAUGUGCUGUCGGAGAAAUUGGAUCCAACAGCAACAUUUCGGUUCGACUGUGUGAAAUUGAAGAUUCUGAGUUGGAGGAGUUUUUACCACAACAACAAACAAACAAUUAAAUGACAUGCUUAAUAUAUAAGAACUACAUUUUACACAAAUAAUUUCUUUUCGUUAGAUACUAUUUUCCAUAGGAAAACUUUGGUUAUAUAUUUUCAAUAAAAAACACGUAAAUAACUUAGCGUCUU
Molecule: messenger RNA, 14584 nt
Organism: Drosophila erecta
Lineage: Eukaryota; Metazoa; Arthropoda; Insecta; Diptera; Drosophilidae
Gene: kug
Product: fat-like cadherin-related tumor suppressor homolog
Exons: 21
Coding region: 314-14458 (4714 amino acids)
Biological process (GO): homophilic cell-cell adhesion
Cellular component (GO): plasma membrane
Molecular function (GO): calcium ion binding
Source: RefSeq, a predicted model, not a curated record